This is a messenger RNA of Neospora caninum, 963 nucleotides long. RefSeq lists its product as hypothetical. Gene Ontology annotation, cellular component: TRAPPIII protein complex. The record is from RefSeq and is a predicted model, not a curated record. The coding region runs from base 1 to 963 and encodes 320 amino acids. The transcript is spliced from 9 exons. Lineage: Eukaryota; Apicomplexa; Conoidasida; Eucoccidiorida; Sarcocystidae.
AUGGCGUCGGACAGUCGCGACGUGUUGACACUGAAAGUCAUGAGGCUGUCCCAGCCUUCCAUCAACGCCGAGCCAUGGCCAUUGCUCCGUAUUGAUGAAGUUACUUCUGAGGACCAGUCAAUAGAGAAGAAGGUGGAGCGGGCGAAGGAUUGCGUUGAGCGAGCCCUCGACAGUACGCACGCGCUGUUGUUGCCUGCAACACAGGGGAGAAUUUUCAGCGGCGAGACCUUCAGCGCAUACAUCAACAUUUCUAACUCGUCCAACGCCCAGGCUGUGAAUGUGAUCAUCCAGGGUCGCGCCUUCGUCGAAUGCUCCUUGGACAAUGUGUCUCAGCAGCCCGUGUACCUAAGCGACGCCUCGAUCUUCUGUGUGGAAGGCAUCGAAGGGGUUCGGUUAGAUAGUGGGCCUCCAUGUGAUAGCAUGAACCACAAAGGGCUUCACUACUUCAAGCCUCAGGAUCGGUAUAAUCUGGUUUUCUCGCUGACGCCCACAGCAACGAGACUGGGUGUGGAUGCCAGUUUCAUCAGGCGACUCCCUGUUUUGGGGCAGCUGGCUCUGGAAUGGCGCACGUCAACAGGAGGGGCUGGAUGCAUGCACGACUACACUCUUACAAACUCGUUGGCGGGGAGCGCCAAACCCUUGAGUCUGCGAGUCGUGUCCUGUCCCGCUUCUGUUCAAGUUGAAAGCCCUUUCCAAGUGGAGAUUGAGGUCUCCGCACACAUCGAACAAGUUUUCUGUCCAGUCCUCAUUCUAAGACCGUCCGACCUCCAGCCCUUCGUCAUUCAAGGUUCCACCACUAGGCCGUUGGGAAUCAUCGACAUGUUGACGCCGCGACGGUACACUCUGGAGGCGGUGUGCUUGAGUCCUGGUUUUCAUUCGGUGAAAGGCAUCAUGGUGUACGACCCCGACACGCACCAGACGGCGGACGCUGCGGAGACGCUCUGCCAGGUCUUAGCGUUUUGA